UCAUUUAAUUUUGAUUUUUUCCUCUCUUUCCUCUUCUGCCAUUUUCUCCUCCUCGAGCUCCAGCUGUCCAUUGUCUCGCGAUACGUGGAGCUCUCUCUUCUCACUUUCCCCUCAACAAACUUCGUCUCUUCUCUCUGCCCUCUUCUUCUUCAAGCGCUCUUUGCUCUCGACCCGAUUCAUCAGCGCUCGAGAUCGCCAUCGGGAGUGUGGGCUGAGUGGCUUCUCAAGAGAUGGCCUCGGUUAAAUUACAUCCUAUGAAUUCUAAAUCAACAGAAGAUUUGUUGCAGAUGUCUGCUGAUGUUCACUUUUCAAGACUUCAUGUUGAUGGUUUGGAACAAAGAAAUUUGAAAUCAGAUAAAUCCAACAGUUUGUCAAAUGAUGACAUUCAGCGACAACCCUUUUUAAUCGGAGUUGCUGGUGGUGCAGCUUCAGGGAAGAAGACUGUCUGUGAUAUGAUCAUUGAACAACUUCAUGACCAACGUGUUGUUCUUGUAAAUCAAGGUUCCUUUUAUCAUGAUUUGAAUGAAGAAGAAUUAUCAAGAGUUUGUGAAUAUAACUUCGACCAUCCAGAUGCUUUUGACACUGAAAAACUACUUUGCUGUCUGGAGAGUUUGAAGCAUGGUCGUGCUGUUGACAUCCCGCAUUAUGAUUGCAAAAAUUAUAAGAAUACCCUGCCACCACGAAAGGUCAAUCCGUCAGAUGUCAUCAUACUGGAAGGCAUUUUAGUAUUCCAUGAUCCUCGUGUUCGAAAUCUCAUGAACAUGAAGAUCUUUGUCGACACAGAUGCUGAUGUUCGCUUGUCAAGGAGGAUACAACGUGAUACAGUUGAGAAGAGUAGAGAUAUUAAAAUGGUUUUGGAUCAGUAUUCAAAAUUUGUGAAACCUGCUUUUGAUGACUUCAUACUACCAACGAAGAAGCAUGCUGAUAUUAUCAUUCCCCGUGGUGGAGACAAUCAUGUGGCAAUUGAUUUGAUCGUGCAACAUAUCCGCACGAAACUUGGUCAACAUGAUCUUUGUAAAAUAUACUCAAAUCUAUAUGUCAUUCAAUCAACUUUUCAGAUACGUGGAAUGCAUACAUUGAUACGUGAUGUGAAGACUGCAAAGCAUGACUUCAUAUUCUAUGCAGAUAGAUUAAUUCGCUUGGUUGUCGAGCAGGGUUUGGGUCAUCUUCCGUUUGUAGAAAAGCAAGUGACUACUCCAACUGAUUCUGUAUAUAGUGGUGUGGAAUUCUGUAAAAGGUUAUGUGGGAUCUCAGUGAUUAGAAGUGGAGAAAGCAUGGAGAAUGCGCUGAGAGCAUGUUGCAAAGGAGUUAAGAUAGGAAAGAUACUUAUCCACCGGGAAGGAGAUAAAGGUCAACAGUUAAUCUAUCACAAUUUGCCGAAAGAUAUCUCAAAUAGGCAUGUACUGCUGUUGGAUCCUAUACUAGGGACAGGUAAUUCAGCUGUUCAAGCUAUUUCUUUGCUCCUAAGCAAGGGCGUGCAAGAAGCUAACAUCAUAUUUCUUAAUCUCAUUUCUGCUCCUCAAGGCUUGCAUGUUGUUUGCAAAAGGUUUCCACGACUUAAAGUUGUUACAUCUGAGAUUGAAUCUGGUUUAAGUGAAGAUUUUCGUGUCCUUCCUGGCAUGGGUGAGUUUGGAGACAGAUAUUUUGGAACGGAUGAUGGCUAGGAGCCUGUAACUAUGAAAUUCAUGAUGACUGCAGCAAAUCCAUAUUGGAUGAUUGUUGAAUUCGGAUAGCAAAAUAAGCUCAAGUGUCGAUUGGCCCUCUGUUAGUCUCUGG
Molecule: messenger RNA, 1776 nt
Organism: Asparagus officinalis (garden asparagus)
Lineage: Eukaryota; Viridiplantae; Streptophyta; Magnoliopsida; Asparagales; Asparagaceae
Product: uridine kinase-like protein 3
Exons: 17
Coding region: 231-1664 (477 amino acids)
Cellular component (GO): cytoplasm
Molecular function (GO): kinase activity; ATP binding
Source: RefSeq, a predicted model, not a curated record